UUUCGUUUUAACUACUGUUUCGGCAUAAAUCUAUUACAUAAGUGACAAGUGACAGUUUCGUUAAUAUCGAUUUCAACCACGUGAUUAUAAUCCAUUGUAAAUCAGUCAGAUCAACAAUAACCGAGAUCGGAACUCUGAAAUACAGCUAACCAGUACGAUUACAAAACCUACAGCUAACCAGGACUUUGAGAAUCAGAAAACACGAUCGGAUACGCCACAGAGAACCUAUGACACUGACCAUGCAGUGUAGGAACUCUAUUGUAUGUUCCAUCGGAGAGAGUAGAUGGAAAGGGUCCGAGCUCGCUCUACCGUGGCUCAUUCCUGAGUAUGUAAUGAAACAAGGAGGUGGUUGGAGAAGGAUACUGCCAAUUAAAAGGGACUACCCAAAAGUUUACAGCCCCAAUACCUCGUCUUCGGGAAAUUCAUCUGAUUUGGAGUUUCUGGAGAUCUCCCUCGACAAAUCAGACUAUUCAGACUCUGAUACCAUUGCAGAGUCUGAUAUUGAUUUGAUGACUCCGUCAAUCGACAUUUCCUCGCCGCCUCCGCCCCUUAGAAUUGACCCACUCGUUACAACCCAUCGGCCGGCCAACGUUUCAGGCACAGGGAGGGAAUCUGUUAUUAUGGUGCCGAUAAAAUCCAAGAUGUGCGGAGAAGACGACGAUAAGAAGUGGUACUCAUCAAUUCCAGCUUCCAGCUCUUCUGAAAUGUGCGGAGAAAACGCCGAUAAGAAGUGGUACUCAUCAAUCUCAACUACCAGCUCUUAUGAAGAUGAGGGAUUACCAGGAGUCCGACAGAGACCAUCCAAGGAAGUUGAUAAGGAAAAAGACGUCGGUAGGCUAUCAACCGAGACGCUGUCUGCAUUGGGAGCUUGUGAUAUCCCAAAGAGCAGGAUGUUUGAAGGAACCCUGGCAUCCAAAACUGCUCAAUUUCAGCUAUCCGAAGAGGAAUGGGAAAAAAUACAGCCUCAAGAAACAAAGCAUGGCUACAGUCAGUUCACGGGACCUUGGACUGACAUUUUUAGUGACCAUCUUAAAGUAUCCAACAACUACUGUUCGCUAAAAUUUACUUACAACAGAAUUAAGUCAAAGAGAUCCCGUAAGCACAGUGCGCCAUUCUUCCGAGGAAAGGCCAGCUGCAGGAGGAAAGAAUGUGGUGUUUCAUUGGAAUUGCAAAUAUCAAUGGAAAACGUAGAGGAAAGAGUGAUUGACGUGCAAUACAGCACUUUCACAGUAAACCACGGACUGUCAAUACCGUGUGCGAGGUUUAUGAAAAAAGAAAAGCGUCAAGAGAGGGCCCAACAGCUAAAAUCCUCCUCCCCCUCCAAACUUUACACUGUUAGUUUCAGAGAGUAGUUUUAACUCCAAAAAGGGAGUAAAAAACCGAGGUACAAAAUGACUCCCUUUUUGGAGAAAUUUUUUACUCCCUU
Molecule: messenger RNA, 1426 nt
Organism: Nematostella vectensis (starlet sea anemone)
Lineage: Eukaryota; Metazoa; Cnidaria; Anthozoa; Actiniaria; Edwardsiidae
Exons: 6
Coding region: 228-1352 (374 amino acids)
Source: RefSeq, a predicted model, not a curated record